Messenger RNA from Melopsittacus undulatus (budgerigar), 3871 nucleotides. It is a transcript of the gene TOP3A, whose product is annotated as DNA topoisomerase III alpha. Gene Ontology annotation, molecular function: DNA topoisomerase type I (single strand cut, ATP-independent) activity; zinc ion binding; DNA binding. Gene Ontology annotation, cellular component: nucleus; chromosome. Gene Ontology annotation, biological process: DNA topological change. Lineage: Eukaryota; Metazoa; Chordata; Aves; Psittaciformes; Psittaculidae. The record is from RefSeq and is a predicted model, not a curated record. The transcript has 20 exons. The coding region runs from base 104 to 3169 and encodes 1021 amino acids.
GGUGCGGGCAGUGCGUGAGGAGAGAGCGUGGGGAGAACCGGAGGGGGAGGCUCCGGGCCUGCAGGAUGCCCGCAGCCCUGCGGAGCUGCCGCUGUGCCCGGUGAUGAGCGGCCCGGCCCGGCUGCUGGCCGGCGGAGGGCUCAGGAUGCUGCCCCAGCCCUGGCGCCUCUUGUCCCGGGCUGCGGAGGACGCGGCGCUGCAGAGGAUCCGGAAGGUGCUGUGCGUGGCCGAGAAGAACGAUGCUGCCCGGGGGAUCGCGGAGCUGCUCUCCAACAGCAGGAUGCGGAGGCGAGAAGGGUUCUCCAAGUUCAACAAGAUCUAUGAAUACGACUACCAGAUGUUUGGCCAGACCGUUACUAUGGUGAUGACAUCUGUGUCAGGACAUUUACUGGCUCAUGACUUCAAGAUGCCCUUUCGCAAAUGGCAUAGCUGCAACCCUCUAGCUCUUUUUGAUGCUGAAAUUGAGAAGUAUUGCCCUGAAAACUACAUAGAUAUCAAGAGAACUCUUGAACGAGAAAUCCAGCAGUGCCAAGCUCUGGUGAUCUGGACUGACUGUGACCGAGAAGGAGAGAACAUUGGCUUUGAGAUCAUUCACGUUUGCAAAGCUGUAAAGCCAAACCUGUGUGUGUUCCGAGCCCGUUUCUCAGAGAUCACGCUCCAUGCUGUCAGAACAGCCUGCGAGAACCUCACCCAACCUGACCAAAAAACAAGUGAUGCCGUCGAUGUCAGGCAGGAGCUGGACCUCAGGAUAGGUGCUGCCUUCACCAGAUUCCAGACACUGAGGCUGCGGAAGAUCUUCCCAGAUAUCUUAGCAGAUCAGCUGAUCAGCUAUGGUAGCUGCCAGUUCCCAACACUGGGCUUUGUAGUUGAACGCUUUAAAGCCAUCCAGGCCUUCGUUCCUGAAGCCUUCUAUAAAAUAAAAGUGACACAUGAUCAUGAAGAUGGCAGUGUGGUCUUCAACUGGAAGAGGAACCGGCUCUUCAAUCACACAGCAUGCCUGGUCCUUUACCAGAUGUGUAUGGAGGAUCCAGUAGCAACUGUUGUCGAGGUUGGGAGCAAGCCCAAGAGCAGAUGGAGGCCCCUACCCCUGGACACCGUGGAACUUGAGAAGUUGGCUUCCCGCAAACUAAGGAUAAAUGCAAAGGAAACCAUGAGGAUAUCAGAAAAACUCUAUACUCAAGGGUUCAUUAGCUACCCCCGAACCGAGACCAACAUUUUCCCCAAGGAGCUGGACCUCUCUGCCUUAGUACGACAGCAAACACAGGACCCAAACUGGGGAGCAUUUGCACAGAGGAUUUUGGAUCAGGGUGGGCCAACCCCUCGGAGUGGAAACAAAUCAGAUCAGGCUCACCCUCCCAUUCACCCCACCAAAUACACUGCUAACCUGCAGGGCAACGAGCAGAGGCUGUACGAGUUCAUUGUGCGCCAUUUCUUGGCUUGCUGCUCUCAAGAUGCCAAGGGCCAGGAAACCACUGUGGAGAUUGACAUUGCCCAUGAGCGAUUCGUUGCUCAAGGACUGAUGAUCCUGGCCCGAAAUUACCUGGAAGUCUAUCCUUAUGACAAGUGGAGUGAUAAGGUUAUCCCAGUGUAUCAGAAAGGGUCUCGCUUUCAGCCCACUACAGUGGAGAUGGUGGAUGGGGAAACCAGCCCUCCAUUGCUCCUCACAGAAGCGGAUCUCAUUGCUCUCAUGGAGAAACAUGGCAUUGGGACUGACGCCACUCACGCCGAGCACAUCGAGACGAUAAAGUCACGGAUGUACGUGGGCCUCACAGACGAUCAGCGGUUCCUCCCAGGCCACCUGGGCAUGGGGCUGGUGGAAGGCUACGAUUCCAUGGGCUAUGAGAUGUCCAAGCCUGACCUUCGAGCUGAGCUGGAGGCUGAUCUGAAACUCAUCUGUGAGGGAAAGAAAGACAAAUCUGUGGUGUUGCAGCAGCAGGUCCAAAAGUACAAGCAAGUCUUCAUCGAAGCUGUGGCCAGAGCCAACAAGUUGGACCAGGCCCUGGCUCAGUACUUUGGAGAAGCCAGAGGAAGUGCAGAGCAGGAGGAGGUCUAUCCAGCAACACCUCUUCCUGUUCGGAAGUGUCCACAGUGCAACAACGACAUGGUGCUGAAGACCAAGAAGAAUGGCGGGUUCUAUCUCAGCUGCAUGGGCUAUCCAGCUUGUAAAACUGCAGUCUGGUUUCCUGAUUUCGUGCUGGACGUGACCAGGGAUGAGAGCAUCUGUGCUGUGUGUAAACCACAUCCAGUUCACAGACUGAAGUUUAAAUUCAAAAGAGGCAGUGUUCCACCCGUGAUGCCCCUGGAGUUUGUUGGUUGCAUUGGAGGCUGUGAUGACAUGCUCAAAGAGCUCUUGGACCUCAAGUACUUACACAGAUCAUCCCAACCUGCAUCAUCAGCCAGCCAGGAAACCAACCACUCUCAGGUCAACAACUCCUUUAACAGAGCUAGUGGUGAAAACAGGCACAUGAGGGGGACCACAAACCUGGCUCCAAGACAUCUGUUCCCUGUGAACUCAACGAGAACACCCAGACCUGCUCUUUCAGCUGCUCCAAACGAUGGGAACAACGCAGUGGUGUGCAACUGUGGGAAUGAAGCCCUGCUGCUCACUGUGCGCAAAGAGGGGCCCAACCAAGGCAGGCAGUUCUACAAGUGCAGCACCAGCACCUGCAGCUUCUUUCUCUGGGCUAAUCAGCAGCCAGAGGACAGAAACAACACGGUUCCAUGGGGCUCUGCAUUGCCCCAGCCCUCUGCAGGAAGGGGCCCAGCAGGAUUUCAGCGCCCAGGAGGAGGAGGAGGGAGAGGCCCAGAGCUCUUUGGAAGCAGUAACUAUGAUUCAGGAGGCAGCACAGUGUGCAAUUGUGACCAACCAGCUGUCACACGCACUGUCCAAAAGGAUGGGCCCAACAAAGGGAGGCAGUUCCACACGUGCUCCAAACCCCGGGAGCAGCAGUGUGGCUUCUUCCAGUGGGCAGAUGAGAACACAGCUCCAGGGCCUUCUGGAGAUGUCUCUGGGAACCAUUUUGGCAGCAGUGGGUUCUCAAGAGGGUUGGGAAGCAAAGCCAAGAGACCAGGCACCUUCUUGUCAGGAGCCACUGCCAAGAAACCACGGACCUGCAGCAUUUGCCACCAGCCUGGCCACACUAGGAAAACCUGCCCUCAGAACCACUGAGCCUGGUUGAACAUCCCAUGAGAGCCUGAAAGGUCCAAGGUGGUGAGGAAGUGACACAGGAGCAGCUGCUGUGGAAGGAACUGGAGCCUGGAACCAAGCCUGUUGAGUGUGUUCUGGCUGCAGGCUGCUCCUGCACAUGCAUUAUGUGCCUGAGCUCAGAAAGGUGGCUCCACUACUGGAGUCAGCCUUUGGUUUGAGCUGCUCUCCUCCUGAGCAGCUUGGGAUAGGCUGGAAACUGCCUCUGCAGAGAAACCAACACUGGAUUGAAUCCACCCACAGCGCCUGCUAUACUGGCAGCUGUAUCCAGCCUCCCUGUACAAGGAAAAGCUGGAUUGUCACUAGGAGAGGCACCAGGGCCACAUAGCUCUCAGUCCCUGCCUUUCCACAGUGUGGAAAUGUCUUUAAGUCCCCUCUAAGUUGAUGUUCCCUGAAGAACAUUCCCCCUUGUUGUCCCAGCACUGCACCCCUUACCUUGGUUGUCCCCACAGGGAAGAAGAGCCAGGUUCAGAGGAGCUGGAUGGGCUGCUUGCCCUGGAAGGGAAGCUCAGCUGCAGUGCUCAGCAAGAGCCUUCAUUUCAAACAGCUGCUGAAUAUGAAACCCAAGUUCUUCCCCAAGCCUCAGCCAUGCCUCUGGGAUGCUGCUAGCUAAUGGGAGUUAUUUUUAUCUAGCUAAUAAGUUUCUUAUUAAAAUUUAUUUAAUUC